CAGCAGCGGACAAGAACUGUAGAUCCAGGAGAGAUGCUUAAGUCUUUUUCACCCCUCAGUUACGAGCAACAUGAGGAAGCCGUAGUAGAAAGCGAUGAGGAUUUCGGGCAGAUCGAUGCGGGUCAAACGGACUUCCAGAGUCUCCCAGACAGAGUCAAACAUGAAAAGUUCAUUCGCGACGCCCUAGAGAUCAUCCUAAGAGAGGCCGUGUUCGAGGGCACCUCACGGAAGAGUCACGUGGUGGAGUGGGUCGAGCCCAAAGCGCUCCCAUCCAUCAUCGACUUCCCGGCUCGCAGCUCCGGCGAGUGCCACGAGGACCUGCUGCGGCACGUGGCCGCGGUCAUACGCUACAGCGUCAAGACCGGACAUCCGCACUUCGUCAACCAGCUGUACUCGAGCGUCGAUCCCUACGGUCUCGUCGGCCAGUGGCUCACCGACGCCCUCAAUCCCUCGGUCUACACCUACGAGGUUUCGCCAGUAUUCUCCCUCAUGGAGGAGGCCGUGCUGCGGGAUAUGCGUCUGAUUCUAGGCUGGCAGGACGGCGACGGGGACGGGAUCUUUUGUCCGGGCGGCUCAAUGGCCAACGGCUACGCUAUCAAUUUGGCACGACAUCGGAUGUUUCCCGCCAUCAAGGAGAAGGGCCUGGCUUCCGUGCCGAAGCUCGUCAUCUUCACCUCCGAGGACGCCCAUUACUCCGUGAAGAAGCUCGCGGCCUUCCUCGGCAUAGGCAGCGAGAAUGUACGAGCCGUGGAAGUGGACGAGCGCGGGAAGAUGCGGGUGGAGGAGCUGGAACGCGCCCUGUCCGAGGUGGAGGCGGAGGGCGCGUUUCCUCUGAUGGUGUCUGCGACCGCGGGCACGACCGUUCUCGGCGCCUUCGACCCAGUGCGCGAACUCGCAGCUCUCUGCCGCCGUCGCGGCAUAUGGCUUCACGUGGACGCGGCCUGGGGUGGUGGCGCCCUUCUGUCUCGGAAGCAGCGGCCGCUUCUCGACGGCGUCGAGCUCGCCGACAGCGUCACCUGGAAUCCUCACAAGCUACUCGCCGCGCCGCAGCAAUGCUCGACUCUGCUCACGAGACACAAAGGGCUGCUGCAGUCGGCACACGGCUCGCAGGCGACAUACCUCUUCCAGAAGGACAAAUUUUACGACACGAGCUACGACUCCGGGGACAAGCACGUGCAGUGCGGCAGACGAGCGGACGUCUUGAAGUUCUGGCUGAUGUGGAAGGCCAAGGGCACCGAAGGUCUCGAGAGGCACGUGGACAAACUCUUCGAACUGUCGAAGUACUUCGUCGGCCUCAUCAGACACAGGCUCGGGUGGAAGCUCCUCCUCGAGCCCGAAUGCACCAACGUCUGCUUCAGGUACGUGCCACCUUCGAAAAGACAUCUCAAUGAUGAAGAGCUGUCGAAAGCACUGCACAACAUGGCACCAAUCAUCAAAAGUCGAAUGGUAAAGAAGGGCUCGAUGCUCAUCACUUACCAGCCACUUCGAGGACAGCCCAACUUCUUCCGGCUGGUGCUACAAAACUCGGGACUUACCGAGGCCGAUAUGCAUUUCUUUGUCGAGGAAAUUGAGCGGCUAUCCGACGAUUUAUGAUGUGGACUUGAAAAAA
Messenger RNA from Ceratosolen solmsi marchali, 1609 nucleotides. RefSeq names its product glutamate decarboxylase-like protein black (gene black). The transcript has 6 exons. The record is from RefSeq and is a predicted model, not a curated record. Gene Ontology annotation, cellular component: cytoplasm. Bases 34 to 1593 code for a protein of 519 amino acids. Gene Ontology annotation, biological process: carboxylic acid metabolic process. Lineage: Eukaryota; Metazoa; Arthropoda; Insecta; Hymenoptera; Agaonidae. Gene Ontology annotation, molecular function: carboxy-lyase activity; pyridoxal phosphate binding.